AUGGGUGUGUGCUGCAGCAAACCUAAGCACAGUAAUGUCGGGAAGCACACCAAGGCGAAGGAGCACGCCGCCGCAAACAGCAGCUUCAAGUCGAUGCAAAGCACUGCGCGACGCUUCCAACCGAUAGCCUUUGAUGUUGUCGUCCCUGAGGGCGCGAACACAACGGCUAUCUCCCCGCAUCGUGGCACCCGUGAUGCCGAUGGCGAGGUGAACAACUGCAGCGGAACUCUGUCCGACGCCAGCCUUCACACGAUGCGCGACACCAGCGUUGCCAUCGAGCGCAGUGGUAACAUCUACGACCCGAUGAGCGAGACACUCAACAACAUGAGCUUCACGAACAGCUUCCGUGCCGUGGACAGGACAGCAGUUCAGAAGUUCAUGAGAAAUGUGGCACGGCUCGCGGAGCGCAGCAACAACAAAGGGACUCUGCUGGAGGAGAGCAUGCUCAAUGCCAGCAUGGGGUUAGAAACCAGUGUGGCCAACCGGUCCAUACUGGGCGGUCCCAACACAAGCACCAUCCUACAGGAAGACCUCGACUACAUCGCUGCUGGCGCGACGCUGCCGGACCGCAUGGCGCGCCUGGAGGAGGUCGAGAGGUUGCUACGACGGUCCAUCGAGGGAUCCUGGAGUGUGGACUCGAUGUUGAUGCAACUGGCGUGCUGCCAAAUUGUCCCGACGCUGCGCCAGCGACGCCGUCCAUGGUCAGCCGGCAAGAGCGCCCCUCAGAAUCAGAGCACCGGCGCUCAGCGUAAAAGCAAGCGCCAGCCAGUACUUGUCAUUUAUGCUCAAGGGCUACAGAUGGAUGCAUCCAUUUCCAUGCCCCCCGCAUCCGUCACCCCCUCUCGUACCUCGCCUACUAUACCAAGCGAGUUACCAACGUUCAACGGGAUCGACGGCAAAGAGACCAGUGCCAACAACCCAUCGUUGGUGCUCAGCAGAUCGAGGUCUCGCUUGAGCGUGUCACCUGCUGGCACGAAGGUGCAGCAGUACGAAAUGCUGGCCCUGAUGUGCCGCGAUAUUGACCCUCACAAGGUCGACACCGCUUUGGUGGAAAAUGACACGUGGGACUUUCUCUCCGUGAAAAGUGCUACUGCCGCCCUCAACGAAGGUCGAUGCAUAUUCCGCUUCAUGUGCGGCUCCCUGGCAGAGGCGGAUAGCGAGACGAUGGGCAUCGUCGACGCCAUCAUCAACCUCAGCUCCUUCGCUGACGAGGUGACAGAGAACAACACGCCAAAAGUGGACGUCCACGACAGCAAGGACAUGACAAAGUACAUCGGCAUCCAUGUAAAGGCGAUGUACAUGCUGCCGGGCAUCAUGCUGAAGGAUAUCACGAAGAACCUGGUGGUGUCCACAGAGUACCAGAAGGCAUGCCAGCCUUCCGAGAACAAGGUUCAGGACUGCGAUAUCGAGGACACAUUCCGCCUCACCCUGACAGUCAUCCGCUUUGUCUUCAGUCUCACCAUUCAGUUCAAGGUGUCAGAGAUCACCGACCCGGCAGUGCUGCUGUCGCUCUCCGUGUGCGACGGGAUAGUCCCUGGCAAGGUGAUCAUGCUGGAGCGAACAAAGCGAAAUAUUGAGAAGGUUGACGCGACAGCAAAGGUGCGGUCUCUUUUGCUCUAUUACCCCGUCAACGAUGGCGUCUUGGUGAACAACCACACUGUCGUGCUCAACACGUCACUGCCAAAGGUCGUGUCAAAGAUUAUGAACACCUUCGGAUCGCACGGUGCGGCGCAGUCCGUACAGACAGCGAAGCUGACGCGCGAGUACCUGCUGAAGCGGUUCGGUGAUGCCCGAGCGAAGGAAUAG
Leishmania braziliensis MHOM/BR/75/M2904 is the source of this 1806-nucleotide messenger RNA. RefSeq lists its product as hypothetical. The coding region runs from base 1 to 1806 and encodes 601 amino acids. NCBI's taxonomy places the organism in Eukaryota, Euglenozoa, Kinetoplastea, Trypanosomatida, Trypanosomatidae. The record is from RefSeq and is a predicted model, not a curated record. The transcript has a single exon.